This is a messenger RNA of Clunio marinus, 231 nucleotides long. The record is from the annotation of a GenBank genome assembly. Lineage: Eukaryota; Metazoa; Arthropoda; Insecta; Diptera; Chironomidae.
AUGUUAACAAUAGCGAAUGACGUGAACAAUGAGAAAGAGACGGGCCCAUUCACUUUAACUGACAUUAAGUAUCCAUUGGGCACGUGGCAAUGGCAACAUGCUCCUCUGAAACUGAAAGCUAUCAUAUCUGACCUAAAUAAAUCAGCCCAAGAAAGACGUAGAGCUUGUUUUAGUUAUUGUUUAGUUCCUAACUUAAAAGUGAUAUUAAUUCACUGGUCGAAUGCUUUAUAA